UAUUCAUAAUAGUAGAAUGCAUACACAGAAAUACAGAAUACAGAUUUGAUCUUAUUCUAAUUCUAUCUUAAUCUAUUCUGUGAUACAUAGGUAAUGAUGAAAAGAAAACACGAAUUAGAAACUUAUAAUUAUAAUUUAGAAGUUUAUAGGAGAAAAUUAUUAUUAUUAUAUAUUUCUACUCUUGAGUUGAAGAACAAAAUACCCAGAUCUAAACCUAAGUGGCAUGUAAGGCCUCUUUUAAAAGAGAGAAAAACACAUGGGCAUUAUCAAAGUCUGACAUCUGGAAUGCAGUUGAUGAACUCUGCAUUAUACCAAAACUUCAUCAGAAUGAACUCCGUUACAUAUGAGGAACUAGUGUGUGAGGUAGGACAUAAAUUAGAACGUGUGCCUAGUCGUCCUGAUAUAUUGUCAGUUGGGGAGAUUUUAACA
This is a messenger RNA of Myzus persicae (green peach aphid), 429 nucleotides long. RefSeq lists its product as uncharacterized. Lineage: Eukaryota; Metazoa; Arthropoda; Insecta; Hemiptera; Aphididae. The annotation marks the transcript as partial. The record is from RefSeq and is a predicted model, not a curated record. The transcript is spliced from 2 exons.